CGCGCAUGCGCACAUGUUACCACUGAUUUGCGCGCGAGCGCGCGGCAAAACGGAUCAUUUCUACGAAAAACCUUGUGGUGAGCAGAUCGCUUGAAUUUUCUGGACGUGCGAUAAUUGGUGAUUGAAUUUCCUAAAAUGUUUUACGAUAUAAUGCCUUACAUUCAAGAUUUUGAGGCAGCUUAUUCCUUUCUGAAGGAGAAGAAAGUCCUUAACAACGUUGCUCCCCGAUGUUUGCAUUGCCAGAAGGAAAUGUCCCUGAUCAAGAAUAAGGACGUGAAGAUCUUUCGUUGCUCGGCCCAUAAAGGCGAAAAAGAAUCCAUUAGAAAGUCUUCGUUUCUGGAGUAUUCCAAACUGCGACUACAGGACUUUAUCCUUCUCACAUACCUCUGGUCCCGAAACACAACCGUGCUUUUAACGUCCGAGUUGGUCGGUCUAUCAAUAUCUACCGUGACUCAGUGGUACCAGUACAUGAGGGACAUCACAAGCGAUUAUUUCGUGCGUAACCCCUACCAAAUUGGUGGACCCGGGCACAUAGUAGAAAUAGACGAACCUAUGAUGUGCAAGCGAAAGUACAAAAGGGGUAGAAUGUCACAGGAGAGGUGGGUUUUUGGAGGAUGGGAUAGGGAUGACAAAAUAGGGUUUUUAGCAUUUGUACCUGACUGUGCUCCUGAAACCCUUCUAUUCCUUAUUAAGAAAUAUAUCAAACCAGGGACCACCAUACAUUCUAAUCGUUGUAGUGCGUCCAACAGGAUCAGUGAAAUAAAUGUGACGCCAAAAUAUAUUCUUUCCGUGGCGAACCAAACCGAAAAUUGCGUCGACCCUGCAAAAACUGAUCUUGAUACCAAUACGCUGGAAUGUUAUUGGAGAAGGGCGAAGCAAUGUUUUAAGAAUAUAAUGGGGAGGGACACGGAAAUGGUUGAAUCAUAUCUGAACGAAUUUCUUUGGCGAGAGCAAUACGGCAGAACUGGAAAUGAAUGUUUUGAAAAUAUUUUGAAGCAUAUUUCAGAAAAGUUCACAUUUCAGUAACAUUUUAUUGAUUGGUGGAAGAUUUUAAUUCAAAAGUUUUGAAAACAAAUAGCCAGUGGCGGUUUCAAAGCCAGGGGUCGUUAUCAAAAAAAGGGUUAAUGUGGCCACACUUUAAUCUACAACAUUGUCUGAUAAAUUCAGUUGUGGCAAGAAUAUACAAUCUAAUGUUGAUUGUUCAUUUCUUUGUCCAUAAAACACACACACACCCUUUUUUAUUGUUUCGUUUUUAUCAUUUUGAAUAUUAUAUGUUGCGUUCUUCCAGUAUUAAUUAACGACUCUCGGCAUUUUCAAACGAAUUGCAAAAACCUUGUAGUAUUGAAAAUCUCUUUAUUUGCCAUGACAACAGCUGUGUAAUUAACAGGUACAAUUUGGAUAUCGUUCUUGAAAGUUGAAUUUUCCGCCAAUCUUCCUUCCCUUCUGUAGUUUUCGUUGCCUUUCUCUCUAGAAGGGAUUCGGUAUCGAGCAAGGAAGGACUGGAAAAAGGCAAGGAAAACUUCCACAGAUUGCCACUGGUUAAAAAAGCCAUCGAAUACUGUUUAAAAAACCGUUGGAUGCUGUUUGAAAAACAAACCAUAAAGAUGUGACAAGUUACCACCAAUAACAGAUUAUCCAGUGCCUGAUAUCAAAGACUUCUGAAAAUGAAAUUUUAAGUAAGAACCAACGUAUUCACACCAGAGAGAAACCAUAUUAUUGUGAUGUCUGUGGUAAAUCAUUCCCUCAAAAUGGUGUACUAACAAUUCACAGAAAGGCCAUAUCAUUGUGAUGUCUGGUUAAUUUAAUCGGAUUCACUCUUCCUACGACAUGCUUCGUAGACCUACAAAUGUAAAGCAUUGUGACAUAGAGGUGAGUGGUAUGUGCAAAUGCGAAAAGGCUGAAAUGAUGAGGCACAUACUCUCCAAUUGCCCAUUAGGCCUGGAACAUAUUGUGGUAUAACCAAGGGAGCAUUGAUGAUGAUUUCGUCAGAGCUAGCUGUGAUAAAGACAAAAGAUCAUCAUCUUUGUUUAGCGUCCGCUUUCCAUACUAGCAUGGGUUGGACGGUUCAACUGGGGUCUGGGAAGCCAGAAGGCUGCACCAGGCCCAGUCUGAUCUGGCAAUGUUUCUACAGCUGGAUGC
Messenger RNA from Octopus sinensis (East Asian common octopus), 2139 nucleotides. RefSeq lists its product as uncharacterized. The record is from RefSeq and is a predicted model, not a curated record. Lineage: Eukaryota; Metazoa; Mollusca; Cephalopoda; Octopoda; Octopodidae. The transcript has 2 exons. Bases 136 to 1026 code for a protein of 296 amino acids.